AUGUAUCUUCAAUUGAUGGAUAUCUCGACAUUGAAAACAAAAUCUUGCAAAAGGGGGGAAAGGCGGGAUACAGUUUCCGUUCGUGAAUAUUACUGUUACAAACUUCAAAUAAGAAACGAUGAUGAAGAUGAAAUUUUACACACUGGAAGAGUAUUUCAGCAAUAUUCAGUACAUGGAUACAUAAAACUUGAGACCCAAAGGUUAGAUUUCAUUUCCUUCAACCAAGAUUUAUUCAGAACGGAUGUAUUGCAAGGGCUGCGUGACAUUUUAAGGCUUGGGGAACGAAAUUCUUCUAAUGUUGGAAAACAAAGAUUCCUUCCUGCUUCUUUUAUAGGGGGGCCGCGUGAUAUGCGACAACGACAAAUGGAUGCUAUUGCAUUAGUACAACAUUUUAGUAAACCAGAUUUGUUUUUUACUAUGACUUGUAAUCCGACUUGGCCCGAAAUAAAAGAACAUCUCUUGUUAACUGACGAAGCACAAAAUAGACCUGAUUUAAUUAGUCGCGUAUUCCGAGCUAAAAUUGAAGAACUCAAAACAGAUAUAAACAAGCGAAAUAUCUUUGGAAAAGUUGCUAAUGAAUACAAGUUGAUAACACCAGAGGCAUAUGACAGUAUAAUUAGUGUUGAAUUACCUGACGAAGUUAAAGAACCGGAUUUAUACGGACGUGUUCUUAAACAUAUGAUGCAUGGAUCUUGUGGUGAUCUAAAUCCAAUGAACUCGUGCAUAAAAAAAAAGGGUUAUUGUAAAUUUAGCUAUCCAAAUCAAUUUGCUGAUCAGACAUUAAAAGGGAAAGAUGUAUACCCAAUCUACAAAAGGAGAAAUACUGGAAAGAUGGUAAAGAUAAGAGAAAAACUAUUAGACAAUUCUUGGGUUGUUCCAUACAAGCCAUUCUUGCUUGGCAAAUUUAAUUGUCAUAUGAAUGUUGAAGUUUGCUUAGAUAUUAAAGUUGUUAAAUAUCUGUACAAAUAUAUUUGUAAAGGACAUGACAAAAUAGCUUUUGCCGUAAAUAAUAAUGAUGCGAACGUAGAAAUAGAUGAGAUAAAAGAAUAUCAAUCUGCAAGAUGGGCAUCACCGCCAGAAGCUACAUGA
Lycium barbarum (goji berry) is the source of this 1089-nucleotide messenger RNA. RefSeq lists its product as uncharacterized. The coding region runs from base 1 to 1089 and encodes 362 amino acids. The transcript has 2 exons. The record is from RefSeq and is a predicted model, not a curated record. NCBI's taxonomy places the organism in Eukaryota, Viridiplantae, Streptophyta, Magnoliopsida, Solanales, Solanaceae.